CUGGCUCCGCAGCGCCGGGCUCAACCGCCCGCCCUGCCGGCGGCGGGAGGCGGAGGGCCUCGCCUUUCCUUUCCUCUCUUUCUUGGCCCUGGCGGCCACCCGUAGGCGGUGCCGCGGGCGCCAAAUUCGAAGGGGGGGGACGGACGGACGGCGGUUAAUUCCGUUGCGGCCGUUAAGCGGGCGGGCGGCCUCGUCGUCCCCGCUCUCCUCCGGCAGAGCCGUCCCUCGUCUCCGCCAUGGCCACCCCUCCCAAGCGCGGGCGGUUGGAGGGCGGCAGGAUCAAGAAGAUCGCCGUCGAGGGCAACAUCGCUGCAGGGAAAUCGACGUUUGUGAAUAUUCUCAAACAAGCUGAUGAGGAAUGGGAAGUUGUUCCUGAGCCUGUAGCUAGAUGGUGCAAUGUUCAGCAAAACUCUGAAGAGGAUUGUGAGGAGCUGACUGAAUCACAGAAGAGUGGUGGAAAUGUGCUUCGGAUGAUGUAUGAGAAACCAGAGAGGUGGUCUUUCACUUUCCAGACAUAUGCAUGUCUCAGCAGGAUCCGGGCUCAGCUCAGAUCCCUUGAUGGCAAACUCAAAGAAGCAGGGAAUCCCGUCGUCUUCUUUGAGCGAUCCGUCUACAGUGACAGAUAUAUAUUUGCAGCUAAUUUAUAUGAGUCUGAUUGCAUGAAUGAAACUGAAUGGACUAUUUACCAAGACUGGCAUGACUGGAUGAAUAAGCAGUUUGGUCAAAGCCUGGCGCUGGAUGGGAUCAUUUAUCUCAGAGCCACUCCUGAGAAAUGCUUAAAUAGGAUUUACUUGCGUGGAAGAGAUGAAGAGCAAGAAAUUCCCAUUGAAUAUCUGGAGAAGCUUCACUACAAACAUGAAAGUUGGCUUCAGCAUAGGACACUGAGAACAGAUUUUGAAUAUCUACAGGAAACACCUAUUUUAACAUUGGAUGUUAAUGAAGACUUCAAAGGCAAAAAGGACAGAUAUGAUCACAUGACUGAAAAGGUCAAAGAAUUUUUGAGCACGUUAUAAUCCUCUUUGAAGCGCGGGCAGAGUCAAACUGUUCCAAACAUCUGUGCGAUCAAAGUCUGAAGUACAGCUUCUGCUUUUAUAGAAGGCCUCUGGAGAGGCAGGACUCAAUCCUGUUGAUUUAAUUGUGAGGAACAAACAAACUUUGUGAAUAGGGAAGUUAUAAAAGAAAUCAGUAGGUCUGUUCAGUAUUAUAUUAAGUAACACUCGUAAAUUCUGAAGAUACUAGAAUUGUGAGAGUUCCCAAAUAUUGCGCCUGUUUCUAAUCAGACCAGUAAGUUCUUCUAGAAUAUUUUAUUGUAUUUUUUAAUUUAUGUUGUGCCCGGUAGCUAUUUAAUUUUAAAGAAGGUAGUAGUUUUUUAGAUCUCUCGUGUGGUUUUUUUAGUGGAAUUGAUUUGUAAGGGAUGUCUCAUUGUUCUGAGGAAGAAAAAAGUAAAAACCGUUUUUGCCGGUGAGGGAAUUUUAAUAUAACCUGGAGUUUUGUAUUGUAAGGUAUAAAAACGACGUCGUCUGACAAUUUUGAUAGUUGAAGUUCUUCACAGAAUACACUGAAUUGAAACAAAUCCAAAUAUGGCUGAAAUUCUGUAGAUAUCAAAUGAGUUUUUACAUCUGUUUUCAUCGUGCACUGUAAGCUAGGAUAUUAAGAGGCUUUCCAUUUUCUAGCAUGCUUGGGUUUUUUUUUUCUUUCCAAUUUUUUUCUUAAGCUCCUAAUAAAACAGAGCUGUUUGUUGUUGUUGGUAAGUUCUCUUUUCCUGUAGAGGAGUACGUUUGCUUGAUGGAUACCGUAAAAGGAAGAAGAAAAUUUUGGAAAUGGCCUCCAUCUGUAAAUGACGUGUCCCUAAACCUUUCCUUAAUCACUUUUCGGAUGUCAGAGGUGGCUUCCUGCUUUUGUUCCAGCUUCUCCAUUUGUUUACUGGGCCUUCUGGGUGCUUAUACAAGAUACUGCAAUAUUUGAAGUAGGCUGUCCUUUCUCAUCUUCUUGUAGUAAGAAGGGGAGACCUUUGUGGAGUAGCUGCUGUUCUAGUGCAUCUUGUUUUAUUAACUGAGCCACUUCUGUUUCAGGUGCAGAAAAUAUAAACUAUACAGGGUACACACCUCAAGUACUGUGUUUUAUGAGCUGCUUUGUUCUGCUUUAAACAUUUCUGAAUGAUUGCACAGCUGGCUUCUGAAUGCAAAAUUUUAUUGUAAAGCAUUUUAUUGUGUACAGUGGUGCCUCUGUUACCUGCUAAUUUGAGAUGAAAUUUCUUCUUUUGUGGUUGGAAUUGUGCUGGCGUUCUCUAACCGUUGACUGAAAAAUAAAAGUGGUUGCAAAGACUUUUUCAGUGCUUAA
Molecule: messenger RNA, 2340 nt
Organism: Harpia harpyja (harpy eagle)
Lineage: Eukaryota; Metazoa; Chordata; Aves; Accipitriformes; Accipitridae
Gene: DCK
Product: deoxycytidine kinase
Exons: 7
Coding region: 237-1013 (258 amino acids)
Biological process (GO): nucleobase-containing compound metabolic process
Cellular component (GO): cytoplasm; mitochondrion
Molecular function (GO): deoxycytidine kinase activity; ATP binding
Source: RefSeq, a predicted model, not a curated record